AUGGAAGGUGGAUUUUAUUCAGAUUGGAAUGACAGUUCUUCAUCUUUAUUCGGAUCAGAGAAUCUGGAGGAAGAGUUGGAGGAUGGAAUUUUGAGAGCUGAAGAGCUUUUCUCUCGGAUUCCUCAGCCUCAGACACCAAGGGAGCCAAUGAAGUUUCUGUCCAGAUCAUGGAGUCUAUCCGCUACUGAAAUCUCCAAAGCUCUAGCGCAGAAACAGAGACACGAGCGGCAAAACCAAGUUCCAUUUUCUCUUGACCAGAACACUCCUAAUGUCUUCUUCCAUGACGCUGCUGUAGAUCCACUCACGGCAGGGAAGCUCAUGAACUCAGAUGGGAUGCGUAGAUCAGGGAGAUUAUCAAAAUGGCUUCACCACGCCAAGCCAAGCACCAUGAGGAUUCCGAAGAAAGAUAAAGCUCGUGUAGAGAAAGCCCAUGUUCACUCUGCUGUGUCCAUUGCAGCUCUGGCAGCUGGGUUAGCGUCUGUGACAUAUGAGGAAAGCUGCGGCAAAGGGUCAGGAUCCAUGAUGGCGCUGGCUCUAGCCUCAGCCACCGAGCUACUGGCUUUGCAUUGCAUUGAGAUGGCUGAGCAAGCAGGUGCAGAUCGCACUUGUGUUGCUGCCACGGUUAGGUCUUCCGUUGAUAUCCACAGCCCUGGAGAUCUCAUGACUCUCACAGCAGCGGCUGCAACUGCAUUGAGAGGAGAAGCAGCUCUGAAGGUGAGGCAACCGAAGGAAGCAAGGAAGAAAGCGACAAUCACACCUUGUGAGAGGAGCUUCUCUGACUCUUACUGGCCUUCAAAUUGUCAGUUUGGAUUGGAUGAACCAAAACUUCCUUUAGAGGGCGAACUGGUGCAAUGUGGGCAAAAUGGAGGACAGCGGAUUAAGCAAGUUUGUAUCUAUAUCAACAAGAAGUCUCAGGUCAUGAUCAAACUCAAAAGGAGACACGUUGGAGGGGCAUUCUCCAAGAAGAUAAAAUGUGUUGUUUAUGGAGUCUGCGAUGAGAUAUCUGCAUGGCCUUACAGGAAAGAGAGGGAAAACUCAGAAAAAGUCUAUUUUGGUCUGAAAACUGGACAGGGUCUUUUGGAGUUCAAGUGCAAGAGUAAGAUUCAGAAGCAGAGAUGGGUUGCUGGGAUUCAGUCUACUCUCCGACAAGUAACUUGUCUCGCGGAUGCCAAACGUUCGCUCGAAUCUCUGAGCCUAAGCGAUCGUAUGCGAUAG
Molecule: messenger RNA, 1215 nt
Organism: Thlaspi arvense
Lineage: Eukaryota; Viridiplantae; Streptophyta; Magnoliopsida; Brassicales; Brassicaceae
Source: the annotation of a GenBank genome assembly